Molecule: messenger RNA, 1287 nt
Organism: Rubroshorea leprosula
Lineage: Eukaryota; Viridiplantae; Streptophyta; Magnoliopsida; Malvales; Dipterocarpaceae
Source: the annotation of a GenBank genome assembly
ACAAAAAGGUUGUCAAGAAGAUCUUGAAGGAAGGAGAGGGAUAUGAGUGACCAAACGAGGGAGCUGUUGUCAGUGUGAAAUUGAUUGGGAAACUGCAAGAUGGCACACUUUUCCUCAAGAAGGGAUACGAUGAUGUAGAACCCCUUGAGUUCAAAACCGAUGAAGAGCAAGUUAUUGAUGGUAUUGAUAGAGCUGUGAUUACAAUGAAAAAGGGUGAGGUUGCACUACUGACCAUAUCACCAGAGUAUGCUCUUGGUUCAUCUGAGUCAAAACAGGAUUUGGCUGUGGUACCUCCUAACUCAACUUUGUAUUAUGAGUUACAGUUGGUAUCUUUUGACAAGGAAAAGGAGUCUUGGGACAUGAACACCCCAGAAAAGAUUGAAGCUGCUGGUAAGAAGAAGGAAGAAGGAAAUGCAUUGUUCAAGGCUGGCAAAUACACUAGAGCUUCCAAGAGAUAUGACAAGGCUGUUAAGUAUAUUAAUUAUGAUUCUGCCUUCAGUGAAGAAGAGAAGAAGAAGGCUAAGGUGCUGAAGUUCACUUGCAAUCUGAACAAUGCGGCUUGCAAACUGAAGUUGAAGGAUCACAAGCAAGCUGAAAAACUAUGUACUAAGGUACUAGAUUUAGAAAGCACGAAUGUGAAAGCCUUGUAUAGAAGGGCACAGGCUUAUAUCCAGCUGGCAGACUUGGAUUUGGCAGAGUUUGAUAUCAAAAAAGCUCUUGAAAUCGAUCCUGAUAAUAGGGAAGUUAAGCUGGAAUAUAAAAUUUUGAAGGAGAAGAUCAAGGAGUACAACAAAAAGGAGGCCAAAUUUUAUGGCAACAUGUUUGCCAAAAUGAAUAAGUUAGAGCUUCUUGACUCCAAUAAGUCAGCUGCUAAUGAAGGAACCCACGAGCAUAGAUAGCAAGGCAUAGGCGGAGGGUGCAAGCGCCUGAAUUGUGCUCUUCAAAUAGAGUUAAUGCCUAGUUUGCAAAGGUUUUUAAUUUUUGUUCUAGUUGUGAGGCACGUUAUCAUUUGCACAGGGAGUUAACUAAUUAAGUUAUGGAUUCUUCAUUGUCUGGGGACUGUCCACAUAAAUCUUUCAGGGAAUGUGUUUCUAAGUCUGGUCUGCCCAAAAUAAUGCAGUCUGGGCUAGAAAAUGCGGAAGUAUCCUUAUUGGAUCUUCUAUUUUUAGAUCAUCAAGGAAUUCUGUUGAUUUCACUCAAAUCUUUUAUAGACAGAUUUAUUUCGGACACAUUAAUUGGAAAAACGAACUGCCUGGUUUUGAAUUCCACUAAAGUAUUUAAGGAUGU